GCGGCCUCAUGGAUGAGCUGGUACAUGACCUAGCCUCAGCCUUGGAGCAGACAUCUGAGCAGAGCAAGCUCGGUGAGCUGUGGGGGGAAAUGGCCCUGAGCCCUCGGCAGCAGAGGAGGCAGCUUCGGAAGCGCCGGGGCCGGAAGCGUCGUUCUGACUUCACUCACCUGGCAGAGCAUACCUGCUGCUACAGUGAGGCCUCUGAGUCAAGUCUGGAUGAGGCCACUAAGGACUGUCGAGAAGUGGCCCCAGUCACCAAUUUUAGUGACUCUGAUGACACAAUGGUAGCCAAACGGCACCCAGCUCUCAAUGCCAUUGUUAAGAGUAAGCAACAUUCUUGGCAUGAAUCUGACUCCUUUACAGAAAAUGCACCUUGUCGACCACUCAGGCGCCGGCGGAAGGUGAAGCGAGUGACAUCAGAGGUGGCUGCCAGCCUUCAGCAGAAGCUGAAGGUGUCCGAUUGGAGCUAUGAGAGAGGCUGCAGGUUCAAGUCUGCUAAGAAGCAGCGUCUGUCCCGCUGGAAGGAGAAUACUCCCUGGACCUCCUCAGGCCCUGGGUUGUGUGAAUCAGCAGAAAAUAGAACUUUCUUAAGCAAAACAGCAAGGAAAGAAAGGAUGGAGUGUGAGGCAGAUGAACAGAAACAGGGCUCUGAUGAAAACAUGUCCGAAUGCGAAACCAGCAGUGUGUGUAGCAGCAGCGACGCUGGACUUUUCACCAAUGACGAAGGGCGGCAAGGGGAUGAUGAGCAGAGUGACUGGUUCUAUGAAGGAGAAUGUGUCCCUGGAUUCACGGUCCCCAAUCUCCUGCCCAAGUGGCCUCCUGAUCAUUGCUCUGAAGUAGAAAGAAUGGAUUCUGGACUGGAGAAGUUUUCAGAUUCCACAUUCCUUCUGCCAUCUCGGCCAAUUCAAAGAGGGUACCAUGCUCGCUUGAACCGUCUGCCUGGAGCUGCAGCUCGAUGCCUCAGAAAGGGACGAAGAAGGCUGGUUGGGAAGGAGGCCAGCAUCAGUACUUUGGGUACUGAGAGGAUGAGCCAUAUCCUGAGUGAUCCUCGGCAGAAGGAAAAGAAUAAAGCGUUGGCAUCUGAUUUUCCUCACAUUUCUGCUUGUGCACAUGAGCUGAAUCCCCUCUCUCCCCUGUAUUCCCUGGAUGUUCUUACUGACGCGUCUCACCGGCGAUGCUCACCAGUGCACUGCUCAGCCAGACAAGCAAAUGUACACUGGGUACCACCGUGUUCACGUGACAUCAAGAGGAAACGGAAACCUGUGGCCACAGCAUCUCUGUCUAGUCCCAGUGCAGCAGCAUUAUUCAAAAUAGCCAGAAGGUGGAAACAACUCAAAUAGCCAUUACUGGCUGAAGGGGUCAACAGUGUGCUUUAUUCCUACAGCAGGAUGUUAUUCAGCCUGAAAGCCUUUAUUAUGCAGAAUAAAACUCUCACACAUGCUACAACAUUGAUGAGACGUUAUGCUAAGUGAAAUAAGCCAGACAUAAAAGGGCAAAUACUGUAUGAUUCCACCUUUAUGAGCUACCCAGAAAAGUCAAAUUCUUGGAAACACAAAGUAGAAUGGUAGUUGCCAGGGGCUGGGGGAAGUGGGACAUGGGUGUUAUUUAAUAGGUACAGAUUUUCCACUGGGGAUAAUUAAAAGGUCCUGGUGACAGACAGUGGUGAUAGCUACGCGACAGUGUGAAUAUAGUUCAUGCUACUGAGCUAUAC
Messenger RNA from Carlito syrichta (Philippine tarsier), 1711 nucleotides. RefSeq names its product G-patch domain containing 2 like (gene GPATCH2L). The coding region runs from base 9 to 1340 and encodes 443 amino acids. The record is from RefSeq and is a predicted model, not a curated record. The transcript is spliced from 9 exons. NCBI's taxonomy places the organism in Eukaryota, Metazoa, Chordata, Mammalia, Primates, Tarsiidae.